AUGUCUCGCCGGCGGCGGCAGGGCUCCGACUCCGACGGCGAGGACGACAGCUUCCUCUACCGCUACCCGAUGCCCUCCUCCUCCGCCGGCGCCCCCUCCAGCGCGCCCGCGUCGGGCGGCCGCGGCGGGGGCGGCAGGGGCGGCGGCAGCGGCUCGGGCGGGCUCGCGCCGUCCAAGUCCACGGUGUACGUCUCCAACCUGGACUUCGCGCUCACCAACUCCGACCUGCACACCCUCUUCUCCCGCUUCGGCAAGGUGGCCCGCGUCACGGUCCUCAAGGACCGCGAGUCCCGCCGCAGCAAGGGGGUCGCCUUCGUGCUCUUCGUCCGCCGGGAGGACGCCGUGGCGGCGGCCGCCGAGAUGCACGGCAAGGUGCUCAACGGCCGCACCCUAGCCGCCUCCAUCGCCGAGGACAACGGCCGCGCCGCGCAGUUCAUCCGCCGCCGCGAGUACCGCGACAAGUCCCACUGCUACGAGUGCGGCGGGGAGGGCCACCUCUCCUACGAGUGCCCCCGCAACCAGCUCGGCCCCCGCGAGCGGCCGCCGCCCUCUAAGAAGUCGCGCCGCGGGGGCGGGGCUGCUGGUGGCCGUGGCGGCGGCCGCGGAAGCGGGGGCGGGGAAGGGGACGGGCCCUCCUGGCAGUCAGACGAGGACGACGACGCCGUCGCCGCGGCGUUCGAGGACGACAGGUGGGCGUCGGUGGUGGACACGCGGGGGGAGGAGGAGAAGGCGGCCGAGAAGGAGGGUAGGGCCAAGGCCAAGGCGGCGAGGAAGGAGAAGAGGAAAGGCUACUUCAGCGACGAGAGCGACGAGGACGAUGACUGA
Triticum turgidum subsp. durum (durum wheat) is the source of this 825-nucleotide messenger RNA. The record is from the annotation of a GenBank genome assembly. NCBI's taxonomy places the organism in Eukaryota, Viridiplantae, Streptophyta, Magnoliopsida, Poales, Poaceae.